Tupaia belangeri chinensis (Chinese tree shrew) is the source of this 468-nucleotide messenger RNA. Its product is annotated as keratin-associated protein 13-2. Lineage: Eukaryota; Metazoa; Chordata; Mammalia; Scandentia; Tupaiidae. The coding region runs from base 1 to 468 and encodes 155 amino acids. The transcript has a single exon. The record is from RefSeq and is a predicted model, not a curated record.
AUGUCUCUUAUCAACAUGCCCUACAACUGCUGCUCUGGAAAUGACUCCUCCCGCUCCUUUGGGGGCUACCUGUGCUCCUCUGGUGCUUCUUCACACCCGAGCAACCUGGUCUACAGCACUGGCCUCUGUUCUCCCAGGACCUGCCAGGUGGGCUCCUCUCUCUACAGAGGCUGCCAGGAGAUCUGCUGUGAGCCCACCAGCUGCCAGUCAUCCUAUGUGGUGUCCAGCCCCUGCCAAACGUCCUGCUACAGAUUGAGGAACUUGGGGAUCCGUAGUCCCUGCUACCUGCCCUACAGUGGGUAUCUGGGCUUUGGGUCCAGCAGCUGCUACUCCCUGGGAUAUGGAUCUAGAAGCUGCUACUCACCAACCUAUGGAUCCAGUGACUUCAGAUCCCUAGAUUACAGAGUCUGUGGUUUCCCUUCCCUGAAUUAUAGAUCCAGAUUCUACUUGCCUUCUAGGACCUGCUAG